This is a messenger RNA of Anarrhichthys ocellatus (wolf-eel), 3592 nucleotides long. Its product is annotated as zinc finger protein 541-like. Gene Ontology annotation, biological process: negative regulation of DNA-templated transcription; regulation of transcription by RNA polymerase II. The record is from RefSeq and is a predicted model, not a curated record. Gene Ontology annotation, molecular function: transcription corepressor activity. Bases 740 to 3592 code for a protein of 950 amino acids. Gene Ontology annotation, cellular component: histone deacetylase complex; transcription regulator complex. Lineage: Eukaryota; Metazoa; Chordata; Actinopteri; Perciformes; Anarhichadidae. The transcript is spliced from 13 exons.
UGUUUCAGGUGAGAGGUGAUUUUAUUUUGACUUCAUUUCAAACUAAGCGUUGACGUUACAUCAAUGAUGUUAUUCUCCAAUUGUUCUUAUUUAUGAUUUGUACUUUUAAUCAUCAUGUACGGCACUAUAAAUGAUUUCAAUACACUGUUUUACAAAACAUCGUAUGCUUAUAGAUGUUUUCGGGUUUAAAUGAUGACUUCUGAACAGAACUGAUUUAAGUGUUUAUCUUCUGAAUGAUGUAAACUAACUAACUAAAAGUAGAAUAUCUAAUAAUUGUGCAAAAUUAAGUUUUCACAUCUGAAUCCAGAAGGUGUCCCUUUAAGAGAAGUUGAGUUGUAUCCGUCUCUGGGUGUGAAUUCUGAGAAGUGUCCUCUUAUCACACUUAUUCACACUUAUUCACACAUACACACGUAGCUGCUGUGAGGUCUGCAUGUCAUCAGUAAUACAAUUAACUAGUUUCUAUGUUCAGUUCAGCAUUUUACAGUAAAACCAGUUUGAAAUCAAAAGAAACCCUGGAAGUUGAUAAACUUGAAAAACAUGAAAAACAAGUUUCUCUGGGCUGAAUUUCCUGUUUAUUACGUACAAUGUUGCUAACCUGACUUCCUUUGUGUCUUUCUGCAGAUCCUAAGAUUCACAUAAACACAACACACACACACACACACACACACACACACACACACACACACACACACAAUCAUGCACUGAAACACACUCAGUGUUAACAGGUGUGUGUGACAUCAUGUCUGACUGGUGGCCAUUUUCCUCCUCCCCUCCUCCCAUAAUCCAUCACUCAUCUCCAUCCCAGUCAUCUCCCUUCACCUCCCCUCACCUUGUACCCCAUACCCAGGUAACCUCCCCUCACCUUGUACCCCAUACCCAGGUUACCUCCCCUCACCUUGUACCCCAUACUCAGGUAACCUCCCCUCAUUAUGUACCUCAUCCCCAGGUAACCUCCCCUCACCUUGCACCCCAUACUCAGGUAACCUCCCCUCAUUAUGUACCUCAUCCCCAGGUAACCUCCCCUCACCUUGCACCCCAUACCCAGGUUACCUCCCCUCACCUUGCACCUCAUACUCAGGUUACCUCCCCUCAUUAUGUACCCCAUCCCCAGGUAACCUCCCCUCACCUUGUACCCCAUACCCAGGUAACCUCCCCUCACCUUGUACCCCAUACUCAGGUAACCUCCCCUCACCUUGUACCACAUACCCAGGUAACCUCCUCUCACCUUGUACCCCAUCCCCAGGUUACCUCCUCUCACCUUGCACCUCAUACCCAGGUAACCUCCUCUCAUUAUGUACCUCAUCCCCAGGUUACAUCCCCUCACCUUGCACCUCAUACCCAGGUUACCUCCUCUCACCUUGCACCCCAUACCCAGGUAACCUCCCCUCACCUUGUACCCCAGUCCCAAGAAACAUCCCCACACCAGCACCACCUCUACAAUCAAGGCCCGGGUUUAGAUAAUCCAGAUUGGAGCAGAGCUCAACCACCUUCUGAACUUUCCUACCUGCUCAAGAGCUUCGGUUACCAGAAUCAGAGCACUGCCCACCUGGAUCUCCAGAACCAGAACCAGUUCAGUACCGGUGUGACUCACCACCAAGAUGAAUGGGUGAACCCACACAGACUGCCCUACAACACUCACACACACCUCUCCAGUGGCAUCUAUGGACCGGGUAACCCGUCUGGUCCGGUUCAGGGCACCUGGAGGCCAACUCCACCCCAGCUGCAGUGCCUUCCACUGGGCCCCAUGACUGGAGGAGUCGCUCUGGGGAGAUGGAGCUCCAUGGAGUUCAACUCACCAUCCGCUGAAGACUUCUCCGGCACCCAGUUCUUCCAUGACAGUUACCUUGAUGACUAUGCGCCCCAGCCCUUCUGCAGCCCCACCACCCCUGGUCCGAGUCCUCAUUACCCACAAACCCCAACUUUCUCCAGCCCCGGUCCUCAAAUGCAUCCCAGUACAGAGAGACUAGAUUUUAACAUACAACAGCUGAGCAGAGAUGAAACCCUCAGCUGUCUGCCCCACCCGCAUCAGACAUCCAGACACCUCCAGCAGAGCAGAAGUGAGCUGAUCCAGGACCAGACAGGUGUCCUCGACACCACAGAGAGCUGUUUCUCUCCACAUGGAGGAGGCCAGGACGUCAGCAGCGCUGCCCAGUCUCCAGGCCUCUCUGCUGGGCUGAGCUGGAGAGAGGAGAGUGGAGGAAGAGGAGGAAGAGGAAGAGGAGGAAGCAGAGGAGGAAGGAGAAGAGGAGGUGGAGAUACACAAAAAAUGAAACGACCACAACCUGAAACCAUCACCCAGGUUCUAAAGUCCAGGCUGCUGUGUACGGUGUGUAAACGUGAUUUCAGGAGUCUGCCGGCAUUGAACGGACACAUGCGUUCCCACAGCGGCUCCAGAUCAGCAUCAUGCUUGAACCCAGUGGUCCAACCCUCCGCCUCCAUGGUGAUGCCCGUCUCCGUGCCCGUCCAAUCCGGAGGCCCGGCCAAGCCGUGUCACGGUGGACAGAGGGGGCGGUGCAGACACCCGUCUCCAACCACGGGAGGCGAAGCGCCGCUCUACCGCAGCCUGUUGCACCAAGAGGAAGAAGAGGAUGAGGACGGUGGUAAGGCAGGUGAUGACGGUGCACACUACACCCCUCCGCCCGUGCUGUGUCCCAUCAGGGCGGGGCCGGGGUUGUACUGCUCCCUCGCCACCAGGGGGCAACAGAGAGUCCAGACUGUGAGGCUGAACAACAACAACAACAAAGGACUCGUGGUGACGGCCUCCCCUCCUGCCAGGACACUAAUCAAUAAGCCGCGGAUCAAUGAAGGGCGGCGCUUCCAGGCGGAAAUCCCGCCGCUGCGCGUUCGAAAAGAUGCAGACUCCCACAAUGCAUUGCUGCUGUGGACGCCAUGGGACGAGCUGGAGCAUCCCGUCAGUCAACACAGAGUUGAAGCUCUGUUGACGAUGGCUCGCUCCAACGUGGUGCCAGGGGGCGGGGCCAGCCCAGAGGUUGCCCUUGAUGUCCUAUCAGAGUGCAGAGGAGACUUCCUGCUGGCGGUGGAGAAGCUGCUGUCACCGCCCGAGACCUCCGACAACAAGCACACAGCUCACCGGCAUCCAGUCGUCAGCUGGAGCACAGCAGAGAGGAGGUUGCUGGUUAAAUCCCUGCAGCGUCACCAGAAAGACUUCAGCAGAAUCCAGAAAACCGUUCAGACUAAGUCACUUUCUCAGUGUGUGGAGUUCUACUAUCUGUGGAAGAGGAAGCUGAGUCUGAGCGCGAGGACCCCGGCUGGGCUGACCGUCUCUCUGCCCGACACGAAUAUUUUGAUCAGUUUGAUCAAGACUACAAAUCUCAAAUCAAGACUACAAGUCCCAAGUCAAGACUACAAGUCCCAAAUCAAGACGACAAGUCCCAAAUCAAGACGACAAGUCCCAAAUCAAGACUACAAGUCCCAAAUCAAGACGACAAGUCCCAAGUCAAGACUACAAGUCCCAAGUCAAGACUACAAGUCCCAAGUCAAGACGACAAGUCCCAAAUCAAGACGACAAGUCCCAAGUCAAGACUACAAGUCCCAAGUUCAAAAGUCAUCGAGAUCUCAUGCUGCAUCAUGA